AUGCCUGAACCAGCCAAACCCGCGCCCAAGAAGGGCUCUAAAAAGGCCGUCACCAAGACCGCCGUUAAGGGAGGAAAGAAGCGCAGAAAGUCCAGGAAGGAGAGUUACGCCAUCUACGUGUACAAAGUGCUCAAGCAGGUCCACCCCGACACCGGCAUCUCUUCCAAGGCGAUGGGCAUCAUGAACUCUUUCGUCAACGACAUCUUCGAGCGCAUCGCCGGUGAGUCGUCUCGUCUCGCGCACUACAACAAGCGCUCCACCAUCACGUCGAGAGAGAUCCAGACCGCCGUGCGUCUGCUGCUGCCCGGUGAACUCGCCAAACACGCCGUGUCCGAGGGCACCAAAGCCGUCACCAAGUACACC
Messenger RNA from Triplophysa dalaica, 363 nucleotides. Its product is annotated as histone H2B-like. Gene Ontology annotation, cellular component: nucleosome. The annotation marks the transcript as partial. Lineage: Eukaryota; Metazoa; Chordata; Actinopteri; Cypriniformes; Nemacheilidae. The record is from RefSeq and is a predicted model, not a curated record. Gene Ontology annotation, molecular function: protein heterodimerization activity; DNA binding; structural constituent of chromatin. The transcript has a single exon.